Molecule: messenger RNA, 495 nt
Organism: Fonsecaea monophora
Lineage: Eukaryota; Fungi; Ascomycota; Eurotiomycetes; Chaetothyriales; Herpotrichiellaceae
Exons: 1
Coding region: 1-495 (164 amino acids)
Biological process (GO): formation of translation preinitiation complex
Molecular function (GO): RNA binding
Source: RefSeq, a predicted model, not a curated record
AUGUCUUCCUUUUCACAACCCGUGGCCGAAGAAGAGCGGAAUCUUGAAAUGUUGUCUUUCCCUCCUCCGCAUGGCAAAUCACUCACAAAGACAUGUUUUCUUAGUCCCGACCGCGUCUCCCUCUAUGUCCUCGACGAUCGCCCCCUCUUCUACCAACACAUGGACGACCCUAUCAUCCCCCACCUGAAACUGGUCCACCAAUACCCGCAAUGUUUCAAACACCUGCGCAUUGACCGCGGCGCGAUCCGCUUCGUCCUGUCCGGCGCCACGCUCAUGGUUCCCGGCCUCACCUCCGCCGGCGGCUGGUUACCCGACAAGGACGAAGAGGUCAAAGCGGGGGAAGUUGUUGCCAUCACGGCAGAAGGGAAGGAAGAGGUAUGCAUGAUCGGGAUCUUGGAGGUGGGCACCGAGGAGAUGAAGGCGAAGAAAAAGGGAGUGGCGAUGAGUUCUGGACACUAUCUCGGGGAUGGGCUGUGGAAGAUGGAAUUGAGUUGA